GUUUUAGAAUUUUUCCUCUUCUAGAUUAAGAUAAGCAGAUUUUAAUUUGAAUGUUUGCAUGAAUGACAAGUAAAAAAGUUUCCAUCCGAUUUCUAAUUUUAUUCAUGCAAUAGUGCCAGGGCCAGGGAAGCAAUCACACAAGAUGUGGAUUAUAGUUUAUAAAUGGAAGAGAAUGAAGACAGAUACCCACAUUCCACAAGACAUAGGAAAGAGAAUGUCAUACGAUAGCUGGCCUUAUUGGUUAGCAGAAUUCAUAAAUCGAAAGUCUCAAUCGCUUGAAAGCAACCGUAUGUAGUACUUGAAACCAUGGCCAACUAUAUAUCUCCAAGACCCCUUCCUUGGUAGAAUUCUAAGUCCAAACACAUUUACCUUGGGAGGAGAUUAAAAAAAAGAGUUACAAAAUCUCUCUGUAAUUACAGAUAGAGUGUUAACUGGGAGUUAUAAUUAAAACCUUGAAAAUCCAAUAAUGGAGAGAGAAUACUAUCCAGCAGCACAUGAAGCAAUAGCAGAUCAGGUACCUCAAACUCCAAGGAAGAAGAAGAAGAAUAAGAUGAAGACCAAGAGGAGGUUUAGCGAUGAACAAAUCAGGUUACUGGAGUCUAUAUUCGAGUCAGAGACAAAACUGGAACCAAGAAAGAAGUUGCAACUGGCAAGAGAUCUUGGGCUUCAGCCUCGCCAAAUAGCUAUAUGGUUUCAAAACAGAAGAGCCAGAGGGAAGUCAAAACAGAUAGAGCAAGAUUACAGAACACUCAAAGCUAAUUACGACAGCUUAGCAUCAAGAUUUGAGUCCUUGAUGAAAGAGAAACAGUCCUUGAUUUUACAGGUGCAGAAGCUAAGUGAACUGCUGGAAGAACCUCACGACAUAAAUAAGGUCAGCAAGCCCGGACCUGAUGGAAAUAGAACGGAUGGUGGUUCAGAAUAUGGAGAUACCAAGUGCGAGCGUGAAGCUGAAGCGCAGCCAAGUUUCCAACAGGCAGGAGUGGAAGACAUGGGAUUUUUUGGCUUACAAAUUGAGAAGGACAAAGAUAUUGAGCAUGCAGGGCAGCCACUAGAAGAAUUCCCGAGCAUGAAUGACUCCCUAGCAUCACCUGAAAAACUGUAUGGAUUUGAUUCGGCUGACAUGUUUGAUCAUUCAUGUAGCAAUUCCGUGUGGUUCAACUUUUGGACUUGAGGAGUGGACUACACCGAUAACAAAAUGUUUCCGUGUCUGUUUGAAUGUUAGUUGUCUUGUUCCAUUACAGUCGGCGAGAAUCAGGAAAGUGAAGUGGGGGCUUCCUUACUGCCACUAACAUCAAUCAAGCAACUAAAGCAAAAUGCCUGGAAGGCAUAGAAAGUAACCACCGACAAUUGUUGCCAAGAUCUUCAGAUCACUAGCAAGAGUUGGCCAUCUAUAAGUCUCAGUCUAUGACUUGUGUCCAUGAAUUUGCUAGAACUUGAGCUUAGUAAAGAGUGCAACGGGAUGCUAGGGGUUGUAAACCACAGAUUUCUCCAAUAUCUUUUUUCUUUUUUGAUUAUGGUAAUAGAUCAACAUAUGAUACAUCAAAUAUAGCUAUGAGAUUGCUCCAGAUAUACUUGGUGCUCUUUUUGAAACAAUUCUUAAUUUACACUUCAUUAGUCAGUAGUCACCCAUUUCCAAAGAGCACCUAAAAUCCCAUCUAUCUGCAAUCGGAUUUGUUAAUAGAAGAGGAGAGACCAAACCCCUUUCCCUAUAAAACUACUGCUUCAGAAUUGUAAUCAUCUUAG
Molecule: messenger RNA, 1743 nt
Organism: Durio zibethinus
Lineage: Eukaryota; Viridiplantae; Streptophyta; Magnoliopsida; Malvales; Malvaceae
Product: homeobox-leucine zipper protein HOX24-like
Biological process (GO): positive regulation of DNA-templated transcription
Cellular component (GO): nucleus
Molecular function (GO): DNA-binding transcription factor activity, RNA polymerase II-specific; sequence-specific DNA binding
Source: RefSeq, a predicted model, not a curated record